AUGGGCGACCCGACGCCGCCGGCGUGGAUGGCGGCCGCGGCCCGCAAGUGGCUCGAGGACGCCGGCGCCAUCGGGAAGGGCGACGGCCGCAGGGCGUUCAACGCUCUGCCGCUGUCCGGCGUGCGCGUGGCCCUCGCCGAGCGCGGCCGCGCCCUCUGCUCGCUCCGCGUGCCCGCCCACCUCACCGACGCGGAGGGGAAUUGGCACGCGGGGGCGAUCGCUGCGGCGAUGGACGACGUCUGCGCGGCGGCGAUCAUGUCGGUGGAGGGCAUCAUCAAGGUCUCCGUCCAUUACGACAUCUCCUACUUCGCACCAGCCAAGCACCAUGACGAAGUGGAGAUGGAUGGGAGGGUGGUCGACCGGAAAGGGAGGAUGACGGCGGUGACGACGGAAGUCCGCAAGAAGGACACUGGCGAGCUGGUGGCGAUUGGGCGGCAGUGGAUGACCACGUCUAGACCAAAGGGAGCUCAAGGAAGCAAGCUAUGAUAAACUUGUUGCGCUAUAUUCCCGAACA
This is a messenger RNA of Lolium rigidum, 514 nucleotides long. Its product is annotated as acyl-coenzyme A thioesterase 13-like. The transcript has 3 exons. The record is from RefSeq and is a predicted model, not a curated record. The coding region runs from base 1 to 486 and encodes 161 amino acids. Gene Ontology annotation, molecular function: fatty acyl-CoA hydrolase activity. NCBI's taxonomy places the organism in Eukaryota, Viridiplantae, Streptophyta, Magnoliopsida, Poales, Poaceae.